Molecule: messenger RNA, 349 nt
Organism: Racocetra persica
Lineage: Eukaryota; Fungi; Glomeromycota; Glomeromycetes; Diversisporales; Gigasporaceae
Source: the annotation of a GenBank genome assembly
UUUGUGAACACUUUGGACAAUCUGAAAUGACAAAAAGUAAAGAUCCAAAAAAAGAGACAACAACUAAGCGGAUUGGAUGUACGUGGCAAAUAAAUCUGUCGUGUCCUGAGAAAGAAAAUCCUAACAAAAUUGUAUAUAUUGCAAAAUUAGUUAAUGAAUAUAAAAAUCAUGAUUUUAACCAAGCUCGCUACAACUUUCAGGAAAAUAUAGCAUUCACAAAGGAGAUAACUAAUGAUAUUGAAUUCUUUGUAACAAAGAUGAAUUGUAGCCCCAACAAAUUCGAUCAGACAAAUGAUGCUAGUAAAUUGUAUCAAGAAUUGUUGAAUAAGAAAGAAGCUGAUUCCCGAUA